AUUAAAAGUUCGAGGAUGUUCUACUAACUUCUACACUGAAGCACAUGAUCAAUAUUCCCCACUUCAGCCUCAUUGAACUGACGAACUCCUCCGAUGAUGCUAGCAGGGAGGACGGCCGAACCGUUCUGACCAGGACCUUGCGCUGGAGGCGAUGGCGUGUAGAUCUAGCUGAAGGGAAGAGUAAUAUGCCGUAUGCAGUUCUGGAUAGAGUCUUUCCAGGCAUAGCCAUCAUGAUAGCUCUGCUAGUACUCCCCCCUCACGAGCAUGAACGAUCCAAACGCCUCAUAACCCUCAGAGGUCAAACUGGAGCACGUCUCUACCGCCCUAGAGAUUACAGUGCACAUGUAAGGAGCCGUUGGUCGUUUGACCAUACGACAGCUGUAUCACCAAAGCAUGGAGAGCCUUUCCACCUUCGUAUGUGCUUGCAACAACGGCCUUCUGCCAGUGCUACUCGGCCCACCUGCUGAAGCGCAGGCUUCGAUUUCCAGGGCUGUCGCACUCUAUCUUAUCGUACACCUCUCUUGUCUCGUUGUGUUUCCCUUUAAUGAGCCGAGACUAGAUCUCGGCUGCUGCUUGGUCUAGGAAUCGGCGCUGGUGGGCUCGAGAAACAUGAGAACGUGGUGGCUUGAGCGGGUCUUUCGUUCAGUUAGCUAAAGGACAGCGACGGGUCUCUUAGCUUGAGGGCGACGUGAGUGGCGUGUCUCUGUAUGACGAAAGUGCGUAUCGCUGUGCGU
Molecule: messenger RNA, 734 nt
Organism: Lindgomyces ingoldianus
Lineage: Eukaryota; Fungi; Ascomycota; Dothideomycetes; Pleosporales; Lindgomycetaceae
Exons: 1
Coding region: 45-467 (140 amino acids)
Source: RefSeq, a predicted model, not a curated record